AAGACUCAGCAAUUAAUGGUUGACUAACCAUAGAAGACUCAGCAAUUAGUGGUUGACUAACCAUAUACAGUUUCAUCACUACAUUAACCAUGCAUUGCACUGAGUCAAUGCAUAAGCUAUCAGCGUUUGAAUCCCAUUCAUCCUUGUCUUACCAUGGCAUUAGAAUUUGUUGGUGGUGCUCUUCUUUCUGCUUUCCUUCAGGUGGCAUUCCAGAAGCUAGCUUCUCCCCAAAUUCUCGAUUUCUUUUGUGCAAAGAAGCUUGAUCAGAAGCUGCUGACCAAGUUGGAAAUCAAGUUGAAUUCAAUCAAUUCUCUGGCUGAUGAUGCAGAGAGAAAACAGUUCACGGAUCCACAUGUCAGAAACUGGCUGCUUAGUGUCAAAGAUGCUGUCCUUGAUGCAGAGGAUCUCUUGGAUGAUAUACAAAUGCUCUCCAAAAGAAAAGUGGAUGAUGAUUCUGAAUCUCAAACCUUUACGGGCUGUACUUGCAAGGUACUCAAUUUCUUCAAAUCUUCUCCUUUUAGUUCCCUUAACAAGGAAAUUGAGUCUAGGAUGGAACAAACCCUUGACGGCUUAGAAUUUCUUUCAAACCAAAAGGGUUCUCUAGGAUUGAAAACAGCUAAGAGUGUUGGAUAUGGGUUGAGUAAUGAACUGCCACAUAAAUCACAAACAACUUCUUUGGUGGUUGGAACUGACAUUUAUGGCAGAGAUGAUGAUAAAGAAGUGAUUUUUGACUGGCUGACGUCUGACAUCAAUCGUAACCAGCCAUCAAUACUUUCUAUUGUGGGAAUGGGCGGAGUGGGUAAGACCACUCUUGCUCAACAUGUAUUCAAUGACCCAAGGGUAGAUGAGGCUAAAUUUGUUGUCAAAGCUUGGGUUUGUAUUUCAGAUGAAUUUGAUGUUUUCAAGGUAUCAAGAUCAAUUCUUGAGGCUGUAACUAAAUUCACUGAUGAUAGUAGAGACACAGAGAUGGUUCAUAGAAGAUUGAAAGAAAAAUUGUCAGGGAAGAAAUUUCUUCUAAUUUUGGACGACGUUUGGAACGAAAACCAACUUAAAUGGGAAGAAGUGCUGAAGCCCCUUGGGUUUGGAGUCCAAGGGAGUAGGAUUCUUGUCACCACACGUAGUAAGGAAGUUGCUUCUACCAUGCGGUCAGAAGUUCACUCCCUAAAGCAAUUACAUGAAGAUCAUUGCUGGAAAUUGUUUGCUAAACAUGCAUUCCGAGAUGAUGAUGAUACUGAAUCAAAUCCAGAGUGUAGGGAGAUUGGCAUGAAGAUGGUUAAAAAGUGUAAAGGACCACCUCUCGCCUUAAAAACAAUGGGAAGCCUAUUGUACAACAAAUCAUCUGUUUCAGAAUGGAAAAUUGUGUCCCAAAGCGAAAUAUGGGAAUUUUCAAAAGAGCGAAGUAAUAUUAUUCCCGCUUUAGCAUUGAGCUAUAUCCACCUUCCUUCUCAUCUCAAGGCGUGCUUUGUUUACUGUGCCAUGUUCCCCAAGGAUUAUGAGUUUGAGAAGGAAAAUUUGAUACACUUGUGGAUGACUGAAAAUCUCUUACACAGUCGUCAGCAUAGUGAGACUCUUGAAGAAGUUUGCCAACAAUACUUCAAUGAUCUACUAUCGAGGUCCUUCUUUCAACGAUCAGGUGAUGCGGAAGAACUAUUUGUCAUGCAUGACCUUCUAAAUGAUUUGGCAAAAUAUGUCGCUGGAGACAUAUAUUUCAGGUACGAACUUGGUCAAACAAAUAAGAUACAAAAAGUAACUCGGCAUUUUUCAGUUAAAGGUAGAUACAAUGAAUAUUUUGAUGGAUUUGGAAGUUUAUGUAAUACAGAAAAGUUACGUACAUUUAUGCCUAUAGAUAGUAGUUUACAUAUCAAUAUGUCGACGAUACAUGAGUUGUUGACCAAGUUCAAGUUCUUGCGUAUCUUAUCGCUCUCUCAUUGUUCUAACCUUGAAGAGUUACCUGACUCUGUCGGCAAUCUUGAGCAUCUUCGUUCGUUAGACCUCUCUUGGACGAAGAUAAAAAAACUAUCUGAAAAGAUAUGUUCACUUUCCCCCUUGCAAAUACUGAAGUUGAACCAUUGUAUGGAUUUGGAAGAGUUGCCCUCAAAUUUGCAUUUACUCACCACUCUGUGUCGACUUGAAUUUACAUGGACUAAAGUGAGAAAAGUGCCACCAGGUUUGGAAAAACUAAAAAAUCUUAAAGUAAUGAUGAAUUUCUUUGAGGUUGACCAUAGCAUGGAGUCGGGUAUUCAACGGCUAGGAAAGCUCAACAACCUUUCUCAUGGCCUAUCAAUUGAGGGACUGCAGGACAUAGAGAAUCCUGAGGAUGCAUUAGAAGCCGAUUUAAAGAAUAAAACACACCUUAUGAGUCUGACAUUGGGAUGGAAGAGGACUGGGAACUCUAUUGAUUCAAAAAAAGCAGAGGACGUACUUGAGAAUCUGCAACCUUCCAAAAACUUAAAGGAGUUGUCAAUCAUUAACUAUGGUGGGAAUAAAUUUCCAAAGUGGUUAGUUGAUGAUUCGUUACCAAACCUGGUGUCCUUAGUGUUGCGCAAUUGUGAAUCUUGCCAACAUUUACCUCCGCUUGGUCUUUUUCCACUUCUGAAGGCGUUGAAGAUAAUAGACUCUCCAAGACUUGUUGGGUCACUGAAAGGAGCUUUUGGAGACCGUUCUUCUUUGGAAAGCUUGGUGAUAGCAAAACUGGAUGCAGAAUGUUUUCCUGAUGAAAAUUUGCUUCCACUCUCUCUUGCUAAACUAACCAUAUAUGGUUUUCCAAAUCUAGAAAAACUAGACUAUAAGGGGCUUUUUCAACUCUCGUCUCUCCAAUCAUUGGCUCUUUAUUUAUGCCCCAAACUCCAAUGCUUACCAGAGCAGGGUCUUCCACAAUCAAUUUCGAAUCUUAAUAUAUACAGAUGUCCUUUGCUCAUACAGCGUUGCCAGAGGGGAGGCGAAGACUGGGAAAAGAUUGCUCACGUUCAAUAUCUGGACAUCGACUAUUGAUAAUUUCUGUUAUAAUAUGUUAGGUGAAUAGAUUUUUCCUCUAAUCCAUAGUUUUUUUUUUUAUUUUAAGAUUAUUAUAUUAAGAAUAAAAGAAUUAACCCAAGUUACAGUAAAUUUCAUUUUAUAGGCAACUUAACUUGAUGUUUUACAACUUGAUCGGGAAGUGGAUGUAAGCAUGUUCCAAUCACCAUCCAAACU
Molecule: messenger RNA, 3189 nt
Organism: Vigna angularis (adzuki bean)
Lineage: Eukaryota; Viridiplantae; Streptophyta; Magnoliopsida; Fabales; Fabaceae
Product: putative disease resistance RPP13-like protein 1
Exons: 1
Coding region: 154-2991 (945 amino acids)
Biological process (GO): defense response to other organism
Molecular function (GO): ADP binding
Source: RefSeq, a predicted model, not a curated record